Triplophysa dalaica is the source of this 2186-nucleotide messenger RNA. RefSeq lists its product as uncharacterized. Bases 296 to 1753 code for a protein of 485 amino acids. The record is from RefSeq and is a predicted model, not a curated record. The transcript is spliced from 2 exons. Lineage: Eukaryota; Metazoa; Chordata; Actinopteri; Cypriniformes; Nemacheilidae.
AUACAGUACAUCUGAAUCAAAACAGUGUCGUUUUAACAAGACGUUCAAUGAGCAGGAGUGUCAGCUGAGGUCCACGCAUUCUGCACACUUCCACCUGCGAGAGACCCCCGUGGAAUAUACACGCUGACCAUCAGAACGGGGUUUAAAAUGGAAAGUUAAGAUGGCAGUACAAACACAUUACAAACUUUUGCUGCAUAUUUGGAUAAAACACAUCGGGUUGAGCGACAGCGCGUGAAACGCCCCGUUGGAUAUGAGCUGACAUUGUUUUUCAUGUGUCCUCAUAUGAUCUACCGGGAUGUUUAAAAAAGGGAAAUAUGAGGUGAAAUAUGAAAAACUGGCCAGUGAAUCAGAGUCAAAUCCUUCAUCUGUCAAGAGGAGUUGCUUACCAAAGAUCCGUCCUUUCACUAUGUGUUUGGUUUGUGUCGUCACAUAUAUUAGUAUUGUUGUUGUUACAAAUAUUCUAAAAGAAAACGACCAACAACUUCAAAAUCCCAAACCCAUUGGACCAAACAAUCAGAAUGAACCCUCAGAUCUGCCAAAGCCUACCUUCGCAAAAGAUGGUCCAAAUGGUUCCCCUCCCUCAAAAGUGUGCAGUAUUAAAGUGGAGAAUGGCCCUUUGAUUAAAGUCAAUAGUCACAAAACAUAUGUGGUUGGCUCUUAUGUGGAACAUCGUUCAAACAAGGAAAUCAAGUCAAUUGCCAUCAUGCAACGUCAUGAGCCGGUGACAUACUAUUGUGUGAUGUGCUGUGACGGGGUGAACAUUUCUUCAACUCAAGCCGAGUAUUCAAUUCAUAGUGACCACUUUAACUUUGAUUAUGGCACUGCUGAUAUUAUCUGCAAAUUCAGUAAUUCAUGUUCUGCACCAACACACGUGGCAAUUACAGCCAAUAACCUAGCAGAAAAUAUAACGUCCUUCCAAACGAUCGAAAAUCGAGUCAUUCCGAAAUAUUUCCGUUUUAACUUUACAGUCUGCAUCUCUGUUAUGUUUGACUACAACAAGGUGUUGGAUUUAAUCGAGGCUAUGGAGAUGUUCAAACUGCUUGGUGUUCAAAGGGUGGCGAUCUACAAAACCAGCUGCGAUUCGGCCACACAGAAAAUUCUCGACUACUAUGUGAAAAGUGGUUUUCUUGAGCUCAUCCCGUGGACCGUUGAAAAGCACAUCAAAGUGUCAAUGGGAUGGCAGAAAGGGAUAUCACCAGGAGAACUGCAUUACCACGGACAGAUUCCUGCACUUAAUGACUGUGUCUUUCGAUACAUGUAUCAAAGCCGCUAUGUGGCCUUACAAGACAUAGAUGAACUCAUUCUGCCUUUGCAUGUGAGAACCUGGACAGAACUGUUGCAAGAAUUGGAAAAGAUGCACGGUGACGAUGUAGGUUUUGAGUUUGAGGAUAACGUGUUUCCAUUCACGGCAGAAAGUCAAAACAAAUAUGAGCAGGAUGCUUGGAAAAACGUACCAGGAACAAACAUUUUAAAAUAUGUUGACAGAAUACCCAACGAUCCUGAUAGGUUUAACAACAUUAAAGUUAUAGUAAAUCCUCGGCUGGUUCUCGAGGCUACUGUACAUGGCCUGCUGGAGACUGUGAAUGGACGUAACACUGUCAGAGUCAGAAAUGACAUUGCGCGUAUGUACCACUUGAAACAUUUUGAGUACCCACGAGACACACACCUUAUAAGAGACAAACGUCUUUGGGGCUAUGCAGAUGAUUUGAUAGCAGCUGUUUCUAAAGUUUUACAGGACUGCGGUUUCACCUAGAUACUAAAACCUCAGCUCGUACAACAUAUACCUAAGAUGUGUCAGUCAAGUCUAUAAAACUGAACAAUUAUGCAAUAUUAAACUACAUUGCACUGUGAAAACUACUAUGAACAAUGAACUGCACUUGUGAUUUAUGCAAAAAUUGUAGGAUGUCAUCAUUUGCAUGUGAUGGAUUUAACAGGAUCUUUGGGACAUUUACUACUGCCAUAUGUUCAAGCCUUCUUUGAUUAUGCUGCAAUUUGUCCACCAUUUGUGACUUGUGUAUAUAUUGAAUAAUAAAAAAAAUUGUGAUCGGGGAAAUAUAUUAAAGUAGGCUUUUACGUAGUCUGUGUUUGUUGAUCAGUGGCUAAUAAUGUAAGUUUAUAUAUUUUUUCAUUUUUAUUCAUAUUCAUUUAUAUUAACGAUUUAUUUUAUUAAAAAUGUAUCAAUUUUA